AUGGCCGUGGUCCGAGCACGCGAUAUCCACGCGAAACAGGACAUCUGGGAGUACGGGUGCAACAGCGCGCCCAUCCUGAGGUUAGCAUCGGUCUCAACGCUUAACAUGUCGUAUCAGUACAUCGUACCUCCUGCUCACGACCCGGCAAUGGAGUACAAUACAGCAUUUGGGAUCAUGCCACAGGAUUCAUCAGCGCCAGAAGGCGACGGUCGAGACUCAGAGGGAUCUUACGACGAAACUCCGGGCUCGGCGCUGCGGCGAUCGUUCAGCACACCGAACACAACGCAAAUGCAACAACAAGGGGCAUCUGGCGCGCAAAUGUCAGCUGGCGGAACUGGGGAGAAGAAGAGAAACAAGCUCGGGUAUCACAGGACCUCGAUCGCCUGCAGUCACUGUCGUCGCCGAAAAAUUCGAUGUAUCACCUCUCCGGAGGUCCAGAACCGCUGCGUUAACUGCAUUCGCUUGAAAAAAGAAUGCAGUUUCUAUCCGGUUGACCAGCAGCCAGGAGGGGAGAGUCGUUCAAGAGGAGCUGUGCGUCAAACCGCUGGGUCCAGUGUGGCCUCGUCGACCUCGUCACCUGCAGUCGCGGGAGGAAGCCCCGGGGAGAUGGUUGGGAUGGUACAAGGCAACAAGGCACAGACAACCACAGACGACUACUUACCGCCGGAUGUUAAAGUACCGUCGAAUGGGCUGCCCCACGAUGGCCAUUACGGCUUCGGCGGCCAGCCGCCGGGGACAUGGGUGUCGCCAGACUCGAAUGGAGCUCCGAUGGUCAAGGCCGAGGGGCUUAACAUGGCCUGGGCCCCGUAUCCGGCAGAAUCCCCGUUGAGUGCGCAGUUCUCGCCAUUCGCGCAGUCAUCAGCUGCGCCCGGACCUUGGGCGCCGGGAACCUCUGAGGCAGGGUCACACGACGACAUGGCAUGGUCCGAAUUCUCACAACCGACUCGAUCCAUGUCGUAUAGCGGGGAGAGCACUGCAGGCCAGCAGCAGCCCCAGUAUCUGACCAUAGGCGACGGACAGCACUUCGAACGUCGUGCAUCUAACCUCACGGGCAUAUACGGACAGCCCUUCGGCCUACCCGCAGCGAACAUGGCCUCUGGCGGAAUUACAGGACUUGGUGACCAUGGAACAGUGUUAGCGGGCGCAGUUCCAUCGGAUGCGGAUUCGUGGCACCAGCAGAACGUCCUUGCCCAGGACCCAUCCCAGUUUCGGGGCUGGCAGUAUGGGAAAGACACGGGAAAUCAACAAGUGUGGCUGGACGAGCAGCGACAGCAAACGGCUGUCACCCAGGCGCCGACGGAUUCUUACUACUCCGCUUGA
Molecule: messenger RNA, 1320 nt
Organism: Purpureocillium takamizusanense
Lineage: Eukaryota; Fungi; Ascomycota; Sordariomycetes; Hypocreales; Ophiocordycipitaceae
Exons: 3
Coding region: 1-1320 (439 amino acids)
Biological process (GO): regulation of DNA-templated transcription
Molecular function (GO): DNA-binding transcription factor activity, RNA polymerase II-specific; zinc ion binding
Source: RefSeq, a predicted model, not a curated record